AUGCACUGGCAGCCUGGCAACUUCUUCUUCAAUCAUCUGCAGCGGCAAAUCCUCCAUUCCCACACCAUUAUCAAGGACCUCAUCAAUGCCGACCAUGUGGACGAGGUGUCUAUUGUCGACAAUGCCACAACUACCGCAGCCAUUGUCCUUCAGAACGUUGGCUGGGCCUUCGCUGACGGCCACUUCCAGAAGGGUGAUGCAGUUGUCAUGCUCCACUGUGCCUUCCAAAUCCAGGCAGUCAAGAAGUCUAUUGAGGCUUAUGUUACUCACGCAGAGGGGUCUGUCAUUGUGGUUCACUUGCCGUUUCCUAUGAAUUCCAAUGAAGAAAUCAUUGUUGAGUUUCGAAAAGGAGAAGAAGGUGUGGAGCGCGUGUUUGUAGAUGCAGCUCAUGCUAUUGGUUGUGUUCAUGUAGAUGUUAAGGAAAUUGGGGCUGACAUCUGUGUGAGUAAUUUGCAUAAAUGGUUUUUUUGUCCACCUUAUGUGGCUUUUUUGUACUGUCAUAAAUCACAUUUAUCGCCUGCUUGCACCAUCAUGUGGUUUCACUUUAAGAGACAGUAUAUGUGCAAUAGAUUGAAAAAGGAAAUUUAA
Molecule: messenger RNA, 588 nt
Organism: Olea europaea var. sylvestris
Lineage: Eukaryota; Viridiplantae; Streptophyta; Magnoliopsida; Lamiales; Oleaceae
Product: L-cysteine desulfhydrase-like
Exons: 3
Coding region: 1-588 (195 amino acids)
Source: RefSeq, a predicted model, not a curated record